Messenger RNA from Ilex paraguariensis (yerba mate), 924 nucleotides. The record is from the annotation of a GenBank genome assembly. NCBI's taxonomy places the organism in Eukaryota, Viridiplantae, Streptophyta, Magnoliopsida, Aquifoliales, Aquifoliaceae.
AUGGUCAAUGACCUGGAAUACCGAGGUCCAUUAAGAGUGUUUCUAAAGCUGUCUUCAGGUGGGAAAUGUACAAGCAGGCAGGGAACAUCCUAUGAGAACAUGACCAUCAUUGUUGAAAACUAUGUGGGGAGCUUGAUAUCGGAGUAUCCAUACUGGAAUAGAACCCUGGGUGCAGAUCAUUUUUUUGUCACUUGUCAUGAUGUUGGUGUGAGGGCUACCGAAGGACUUCAAUUUCUUGUAAAGAAUUCGAUUCGAGUUGUGUGCUCCCCAAGCUAUGAUGUUGGAUUCAUUCCACACAAGGACGUUGCUCUCCCUCAAGUACUGCAACCAUUUGCUCUUCCAGCUGGAGGAAAUGAUGUCAAAAAUAGGACAACUCUUGGUUUUUGGGCUGGUCACAGGAACUCUAAAAUUAGAGUUAUACUUGCACGUGAAUGGGAGAAUGACACAGAACUUGAUAUUGCGAACAACAGAAUAAACAAAGCUACUGGACAUCUAGUAUAUCAAAAGAAAUUUUAUAGGACUAAGUUCUGCAUCUGCCCUGGUGGUUCCCAGGUCAACAGUGCUCGCAUAGCAGAUUCAAUCCAUUAUGGAUGCAUCCCUGUCGUGCUGUCUAAUUACUAUGAUCUGCCUUUCAAUGAUAUUGUUGACUGGCGAAAAUUCUCGGUAAUACUCAAGGAGAAUGAUGUAUAUCAGCUGAAGCAAAUUCUCAAGAACAUUACUGAUGCAGAGUUUAUUGCUCUACACAAUAAUUUAGUUCAGGUCCAGAAGCACUUUCAGUGGAAUUCCCCUCCUGUCAGAUAUGAUGCUUUCCAUAUGGUUAUGUAUGACCUUUGGUUACGCCACCAUGUGAUCAAUUUUGUGAUUUCUAGUAGAGUUCAUUUGCCAAAUGAGGAGUAUGUGGCAGGAUCUUCUGUUUUAAUUUGA